Meloidogyne enterolobii is the source of this 264-nucleotide messenger RNA. The record is from the annotation of a GenBank genome assembly. Lineage: Eukaryota; Metazoa; Nematoda; Chromadorea; Rhabditida; Meloidogynidae.
AUGGUAUGGGUCUUAUAUCGAAAACUUUCCACCGAAAUUAAUAUCUGCAAAUGUCGUGUCUGCAAAGGUCGGAUCUGUAAAUGUCUGAUCUUCAAUUGUCGAGCCAAUAUUAUCUGCAAAUGUCGGGUCUGCAAAUCCGUCAACUGGAAAUUUUGUUCGGCGUUAAGCUGGGGUGUACCCAUUACAAACAUAUUUUUAAAUGAGUUGAUGUUCAGGGUAGUUGACGUUAAGGGGGUUGAUGUUCAGGUAUGUGAAGAGGGUUGA